Molecule: messenger RNA, 2154 nt
Organism: Daldinia decipiens
Lineage: Eukaryota; Fungi; Ascomycota; Sordariomycetes; Xylariales; Hypoxylaceae
Product: FAD/NAD(P)-binding domain-containing protein
Exons: 5
Coding region: 442-1986 (514 amino acids)
Molecular function (GO): N,N-dimethylaniline monooxygenase activity; NADP binding; flavin adenine dinucleotide binding
Source: RefSeq, a predicted model, not a curated record
CUUGUAGCUGAUAAUAUGCUCAAGUAGUUCAUCUAGGUCAAUUAAAAGUUGACGAGAUUACUAAAGUAUACUAUUAAGUAUUGCCAAUGUCUAUAUACACCCUAGCUAUAAUCCAAGGCACGCCUAAUAAAACAACAAACCUCACAUCCCACCUAGACAAAUUAUUACCACGGAUGCCAAAGAAAUUUUAAUUAUUACUAUACUCAUUUGUAUACUCUACUCUCUCCAUUCGUUAACUACGUCUUGUUGAAAUAUCGCCGAGUUGCAUAAAUGAUCGUAUACCCAUUCACGUGACAAUGGCGACAUACUGGGGGAGUAUUGCGAAUGCUAUAAGCGUUGGUAAUCGGUCUAUGCGGAUCCCAAUGCCCCUCCUAAAUGAAAUUGCGUAUCCGGCUCAAUUGAAGAUGAAGCUUAGUUGUUACAAUAUUUGUUGUAGAAGAUAUGAGCGAGGAACAUAGAAUCAAGUCGGUGGCUGUUGUUGGCGCGGGUGCGGCAGGGGCUGUCACGGCGGCAGCAUUAAAAGCUGAAAACUAUUUCGAACGGAUUCGGGUAUUUGAGAGACGAGAGACGCCUGGGGGAACAUGGAUUUACGACUCGGACCCGACGCCCGCAUUAGAAGUGCAUCCGGGAAAGUUACCUCCCGAUGUCGAUCCGCCGUUGGAGAUCCCGAAGGAGCUCCCUCAGGUCACACCGCCCAACCAGCAAGAGAGGUUUUCCAAGACACCUAUCUACAACUCUUUAACAACCAAUGUGCCCGAUAUUGCCAUGUGCUUCUCCGAUAGCAGGUUCGCCUACGGGCCCUUCCCACCGCAUCAUGUUCCCAAGCAGUACAUCGAGAGCUAUUUCUCGCUCCACAAGACAGACUCGCUGCUGAGCCUGAGCACUACUGUCGAGGACAUCACCAAACUGAAGCCCGACUCGGAAGACGGUCCUGAAAGAUGGAAACUGACCCUCCGGAAGUACGACCCGUCUCGUCACGUCGACUCCUGGUGGGAAGAGACAUUUGACGCCGUGAUCCUGGCAAAUGGGCACUACUCUGUUCCCUACAUCCCCUACGUCAAAGGCCUCCAAGAAUACGCCCAAAAAUUCCCCGGCCGCGUGUCACACUCCAAGUACUACCGGUCCCCCUCCCCAUACGCCGGACAACGCGUCGUCGUCAUCGGCAACUCCGCAUCCGGCCACGACCUCACCGCCGAACUAGCCUCCACGGCACGCCACCCCGUCUUCCAAUCGCGGCGCUCCAAGUCCCGCUGGGACGGCUCCUCGCCGCCCCCCGGCAUCGCCUGGAAGCCCGUGAUUUCCGAGUACGACGCCUCCUCCUCCUCCAACGGCAGCAUCCUGUUCGCGGACGGCACGCGGCUGGCCGACGUCGACGCCGUCAUCUACGCCACCGGAUACAACGCUUCCUUCCCGUUCUGGAACGCCGCCGCGAACGCCAACGGCGCGCCGCCGCUGUGGGACUACGCCCGCGGCAAGCUCGUCGGCACCUACUGGCACACCUUCUUCCGCGCGCACCCCACCCUCGGCAUCGUCGGCGUGCCCCGCGUCCUCACCUUCCGCAGCUUCGAGUACCAGGCCAUCGCUCUCGCCCGCCUGUUCGCCCGCCGCAACGCCGUCCCGCUGCCCCCGCCGGCUGAGCAGGAGCGCUGGGAGCGGGAGCGGCUGGAGAACACGCGGCGCGAGGGGAGGAAGUUCCACGAUAUCGAUUGGGAGCGGGGGGAGACGGCCGAGUGGCUGGAGGGGUUGUUCCGGAUCGCGGGGCUGGGCACGCUGGGGGGCGAUGGGAGGGUGCCGCCGCCGUUGACUAGGGAGGUUGUCUGGGCGAUUGAGCAUCUGAGGAAGUAUCCGGAGCCGGGGAAGGGGGAGGAUGGAGAGGGAAAGGAGAAUGAUUCGGUUAUAGAGGCUAGGAACGAUCAGACGAGUAUCCAGGACGAUGGAUGGGUAUUGGUUAAUAGGCGACGUAAAGAUUUAUUAGGAUUCUUAUGAUCGAGUCACUAAGAUUGAGCAACGAAUUGCACAUAAGUACAUAGCUCGCUGAGAUUGAAGCCAUGAUAGUCAAUUUAGAUUAUAGAUCGAACAACACGCCUGAACACAAAGCCUAUAUUCCGUGUCUAAUUUUAUACGUUCAUCUCGCGGCAUUGUUCUUGAAUGAAU